AUGAAAGAGUUCAUCUAUUUGCUGUUGUAUGUAGAUGAUAUGCUCUUGGCUGCAAAGAGUAUAACAGAAGUGAACAAGCUAAAGGCAGAGUUAAGUAGAGAAUUUGAGAUGAAAGACUUGGGAGCAGCUAGUAGAAUCUUGGGCAUUGACAUUACAAGGAACAGAAAAGAAGGUACAUUGUGCUUAUCUCAGUCUGGUUACUUGAAGAAAGUGAUUCAAAGGUUUAAUAUGGGUGAAGCUAAGGUUGUAAGCACGCCCAUUGGUGCACACUUCAAGCUGUAUUCAGUUCAAGAUGAUAGUGAGUGUGUUGAUACAGAGUUGGUACCAUACAAUAGCGCAGUUGGCAGCAUUAUGUAUGCAAUGAUUGGGACACGUCCAGACAUUGCUUAUGCUAUUGGUCUUGUUAGCAGGUUUAUGAGCAAGCCAGGAGACAUACAUUGGGAGGCUGUGAAAUGGUUAUUGAGGUAUCUUAAAGGCUCGGUUGGGAUGAAUUUGGUGUAUACAAAGGGAAAAGAAUUCAGUGUGCAAGGUUUUAGUGACUCAGAAUAUGCAGGAGAUCUUGACAGAAGAAGGUCUAUCAGUGGUUAUGUGUUCACGGUUGGUGGAAAUACAGUGAGCUGGAAAUCAAGCUUGCAGAAGGCAACUACUUUGUCAACUACAGAGGCUGAAUUCGUUGCUCUAACAGAGGCUGUCAAGGAAGCCAUGUGGAUUCGUGGCUUGUUGGAUGACAUGGGGUUGAAACCAGCUAAAGCUUUGAUAUGGUGUGAUUCUGAGUCUGCUAUUUGUUUGUCAAAGAAUAACACAUUUCAUGAGAGGACAAAGCAUGUUGCUACCAAGUUUAACUUCAUCAGAGAUGUUAUUGAAGAAGGUGAAGUUGCAGUGAGUAAGAUUCAUACAUCAAAGAAUCCUGCGGAUAUGCUUACAAAAAGCAUUCCAGUUCGUAAGUUUGAGGAAGCCUUAGAUUUUCUAAGGUUACUCAAGUGA
Microthlaspi erraticum is the source of this 984-nucleotide messenger RNA. The record is from the annotation of a GenBank genome assembly. Lineage: Eukaryota; Viridiplantae; Streptophyta; Magnoliopsida; Brassicales; Brassicaceae.